GGUGUCGACUGUGAGAAGCGCGUCUCGCUCGCUUACUCGUGUGCAUCCCUCCGUCGGUCCGCCGUGGACGAGGAAAAAAUAAAAAAAUAAAAAUAAAUAUCGCGAGUUCUUGAGGGUUUCGGCGAACGUCAUCGGUAACAUCGGUGUGGGGCCGUCGCUUGGCGCAGUUGUCCCCCACCCCCUGGUCGCGUUAUGAGGGCGUCCCAGCGAGGCACGGGCUCGCCGUCGCCCUGAGCCGCAGCGUACGCGGCUCCCCGCCGUUGCGCUCCGCAGCGGCCUUGCCCGGUCCGCCGUGCUGCUGUGGGGAGUACCAACUCGGUGGACUGAAACCGCUUAGGCCUACGCGUCAAAAUGGCCGACCUCGAAGCCGUGCUGGCCGAUGUCAGCUACCUCAUGGCCAUGGAAAAAAGCAAGUCCACCCCGGCGGCGCGGGCCAGCAAGAAGAUCGUCCUACCGGAUCCCAGUGUGCGGAGCGUGAUGCACAAACACCUCGAGAAGAUGGGAGAGGUCACGUUUGACAAGAUCUUCAACCAGAAGUUAGGCUACCUGUUAUUCAAGGAUUUCUGCGACAACGUCUGCGACGAGCAGGUGCCGCAGCUAAGUUUCUACGAGGAGAUCAAGCGCUACGAGAAGUUGGAGACGGCGGAGGAGAGGAGGACGGCAGCACGGGAGAUCUACGACAACUACAUUAUGAAGGAGCUGCUCUCGCACACGCACAAUUACUCGCUCGAGUCCGUAGGCCACGUCCAGAAGUUUCUCAUGAGGAACGAGGUUCCAGUUAAUUUAUUUCAGCCUUACAUUGAGGAAAUCUUCAGCCUCUUACGGGACGACAUUUUUAGGAAGUUUAUCGAAAGUGAAAAGUACACAAGGUUUUGCCAGUGGAAAAACCUCGAGCUUAAUAUUCAGUUGACAAUGAAUGACUUCAGCGUGCACCGGAUAAUCGGACGCGGUGGUUUUGGCGAGGUGUACGGCUGCCGGAAAGCCGACACGGGGAAAAUGUAUGCGAUGAAGUGUCUGGACAAGAAGCGGAUCAAGAUGAAGGUGGGCGAGACACUAGCCCUCAACGAGAGGAUUAUGCUGUCGCUCGUCAGUACAGGGGAGGACUGCCCUUUCAUUGUGUGCAUGACCUAUGCGUUCCAAACACCAGACAAACUGUGUUUCAUCCUGGACCUCAUGAACGGGGGUGACUUGCACUACCACCUCUCUCAGCACGGAGUGUUCACGGAGCAAGAGAUGCGCUUCUACGCCGCUGAAGUUAUCCUGGGGCUGGAGCACAUGCACCGGAGAUAUGUGGUCUACCGAGACCUCAAGCCGGCCAACAUCCUGCUGGACGAGCACGGCCAUGUGCGGAUAUCGGACCUGGGCCUGGCCUGCGACUUCUCCAAAAAGAAGCCCCACGCCAGCGUGGGUACACACGGCUACAUGGCACCCGAGGUGCUGUCCAAGGGCACGGCGUACGACUCGAGUGCUGACUGGUUUUCCCUCGGGUGCAUGCUCUACAAGCUGCUCAAAGGGCACAGCCCGUUCCGGCAACACAAGACGAAAGACAAGCACGAGAUUGACCGAAUGACCUUGACCAUGAAUGUGGAGCUCCCCGAAAGCUUUUCGGCUGAGCUGAAACUGCUUCUCGAGGGACUGCUGCAACGGGACGUGGACAAGCGACUCGGCUGCCGGGGACAGGGGGCGGAAGAAGUGAAGAGCCACUCGUUCUUCGGGGGCAUGGACUGGCAGCUAGUGUACCUGCAGAAGUACCCGCCUCCCCUGAUACCCCCAAGGGGGGAGGUGAACGCCGCAGAUGCCUUCGACAUCGGCUCCUUCGACGAGGAGGACACCAAGGGGAUCAAGCUGUUGGAGGCGGACCAGGAGCUGUACAAGAACUUCCCGGUGGUGAUCUCCGAACGGUGGCAGCAGGAGAUUGCCGAGACGGUCUUUGAGACGGUCAACCUGGAGGCGGACAAGCUGGAGCAGAAGAAGAAGACCAAGAUGAAGAUGAAGUUCCAGGACGAGAAAGAGUCGGACUGCAUCAUCCACGGCUACGUCAAGAAGCUGGGGGGGCCGUUUGCGUCCGCGUUCCAGACGCGCUACGGCAAGCUUUACCCCAACCGGCUCGAGCUUCACACGGAAUCCGGUAGUGCCAAGCCUGAGCUCAUCUUCAUGGACCAGAUGGAAGAUGUGUGCCCAGACUACGUCCAGGUGAAAGGGGAGCAGUGCAUAGUGGUGAAGAUGAAGGGGGACACCAAGGUGGUGAUCACCAACUCGGACGAGAUCGGCCUCAAGGAGUGGCUGUUGUCGCUACGCUCGACCCUCAAGGACUCCCAGGAGCUGCUCUCGUCCAUGGCCAAGAAGGCCGGCAAGAUCUACGGUACCACGGACAACCGGAACAACUUGAUGGGGCCCGGGGGCGGCGGUGCCAACUCGCCCGCGCCGCACCGCAACGGCAACUGAAGCACCAACCCUUCCUCCCCGAGGCAUUUCCAACGGAGGGCGGAACAAAUCUCGCCCCCCUUUUUUUAGAGUUAACUUAUUGCGGGUGGCAACCAAGGUCACAGCGGGGGUUGUCCCGCCGCUCCACUGCCCCUCUUUUGGGAAGGCCCGCCUCUCGCUCUCCCCUCUUUGUUAUGAAUCUGCUGGUCAGAAGCGUACGAGGGGAGGUCGUUCCUUUCUCGCCGCUUCGAGAUCGGCGUUCCCUCGUGUCAUUGUGCGUCCGUCAACGAACCGUUUGUUCCCCGUCUGGAGGCAAACUCUCUUCCUCACCCCGCUCCGACGCCCUUCGCACUUUUCCACGACAGUCACGUGCCAUGUCCGGGUUUCUUGCGCCCUCACCGCCAUUUCCUUUUAUGACCUGUCCCCACGUGCUUUUUGCUUUGUUUUUUUUACAGCACCAUUACCUGUACAUGCAUGUAAAUAGGGUGUGUACAUAAGGUGACCACACUGAGGGAGGGAGACCAAACAAUGUGUGCAUGCUUGUGUGUGUGCAUGUGUAAAUAGGUGUGCGAGGAAUUGCCGUGCAAUUGUGUCUGCAUGUCUCCCGACCGCCCGGAGGCGCGACUGUUGUCUUCGAUCGUGUCAUGCUGUGGUCCCCGUGGGAAAGAGCCAGAGUCCUUUAAGACUCGAGCAGUUGCGCCUGUCUCUGCGGUUGCGCAACCUCCCCGUGUGCGUCUCGUGUGGUGGGGCGGGUGGGGCCGUCCCUCGGAGAAGGGACCUUUUGUAGGGUGGACCCUUUUGCAGCAGCUUAGAAGCUAGUAUGCACACAGCAAAGUAUACAUAGCCUAUAUCUAUUCUUUCCAGGGGUUGGGGAAGGCUCGGGACACGUUGCCCUCACAUCCGCGGUCUUGUGGCCGCCUUCCUCGGCAAGGAAAUGUUAACUGUGAUAGCAACUCUUAGCAGUCCAAUUCCAUGUGUCACCGUCGCUGCCAUAGGAACCUUGGUGGUGGUGAUGCUAAAUGAAAGCCAGCUUCGGGCACUCUACAUUUCCUGGGUUCUUUGGCCGAGGCCACAUCUAACUUGUCGGGUCCCGGUGGCCGGAUCCCGGUGGCCGGGUCCCGGUGGCCGGGUCCCGGUGGCCGGGUCCCGGUGGCCGG
Molecule: messenger RNA, 3581 nt
Organism: Ixodes scapularis (black-legged tick)
Lineage: Eukaryota; Metazoa; Arthropoda; Arachnida; Ixodida; Ixodidae
Gene: Gprk1
Product: G protein-coupled receptor kinase 1
Exons: 19
Coding region: 352-2445 (697 amino acids)
Biological process (GO): regulation of signal transduction; protein phosphorylation; G protein-coupled receptor signaling pathway
Molecular function (GO): ATP binding; G protein-coupled receptor kinase activity; G protein-coupled receptor binding
Source: RefSeq, a predicted model, not a curated record